AUGGCCGACCACGACAAGCCCCCUGCCUACGGCGGCCCUCCCCCUCAACCUCCUCAGCAAGCCUACCAAGGCUACGGCUCUCCUCCGCCCCAAGGUCCCGGCGGCUACGGCACGCCCCCGCCCGGCCAUCAGGGCCAGUACUACUCCCCCGGCCCCGAGAUGGGAUACCCUCAAGGACCCUACCCCCCGCCCGGCCAGUACCCUCCCGGACAAUAUCCCCCGGGACAGUACCCUCCGGGUCCCUACGGCCAGCCGCAAUACGGACCCCCCGGCGGUCCCGGAUACCCGCCGCAGGGAGGCUACUACCAGGACAACCGCGGUGGCGGCGGCGGCGGUAGCGGUAUCAUGGCUGGUCUGCUCGGUGCGCUUGCGUGCUGCUGCUGUCUCGACUGCUUGUUCUAA
Molecule: messenger RNA, 402 nt
Organism: Colletotrichum karsti
Lineage: Eukaryota; Fungi; Ascomycota; Sordariomycetes; Glomerellales; Glomerellaceae
Exons: 1
Coding region: 1-402 (133 amino acids)
Source: RefSeq, a predicted model, not a curated record